Molecule: messenger RNA, 2412 nt
Organism: Volvox carteri f. nagariensis
Lineage: Eukaryota; Viridiplantae; Chlorophyta; Chlorophyceae; Chlamydomonadales; Volvocaceae
Exons: 11
Coding region: 1-2412 (803 amino acids)
Molecular function (GO): protein binding
Source: RefSeq, a predicted model, not a curated record
AUGGAGCUCCGGCUGGGUUGCGCACUCGUGCCGGUGCUGGUGCUUCUGCUGUUGAUGCUGGCGGUCCAUUCUUUGAAAGAUUCGGCUGUGUUGAGGGCCCUGAAGCGGGAGGCCGCCCAAGAGGACGACCUGGGCCAGGUGGUCGCUUUAGAACUUCGCAACCGUGGGCUGACGGAUUUGGGACCGAUCGACAAAUGUCAAAGACUUAAAGUCGUGGACUUGGCUUUUAAUCAACUAAAAGGCGUGAAGGGCCUGAAGGUUCUGAAUGUGUCCUUUAACCAGCUUUCGUCACUUAGCAGCCUUGGCCGGCUCACGUCCCUCGAGGUCCUGCAUGUAGCCGGUAAUCAACUUACAGAGCUGGAGGGUCUUACGGCUUGUCCAGCUCUGCGCAUCGUCAACGCAUGUUCCAACCGCUUACAGCAUCUGAAGGGCCUGGCGCGCUGCGCUGCGCUCCAGGAGCUGCACGUCGCCGAUAAUAAACUUUCGGACCUCUCGGGGCUAAAAACCGUCGCCAGCACUCUGGAGAUCCUGGACGUGAGCGGCAACGGACUGACCUCCUUGACGGGUCUGUGCGCUCUUCCCAAGCUCAGCGAGCUGUACACCCGAGAGAACUUGCUGGAGGGUGUGGAGGGGCUGGCGGGCAAGGUGCCUGUACUGGAGCUGCUGGAUCUCGCAAGCAACCGCCUGGCCAUCACCGCGACCCAGCUAGCUCAGGCGCUGUCCCCCCUCACAGACCUCGCAGCGCUACAGCUCCACGGCAAUACGCGACUCUGCUCGGCUGGCGCUACAGCCAACGGAACCUCCUCUUCCUCCUCUAUCGCCGUCGGCAGUAGCACUGCUGCGGUAGUCAGCGCCAGUAGCAGUAGUUAUGUUACGGAGCUCUUUGCGGCGUUGCCAUCCCUGGAGUUGUGCGAUCGCCAGGAGCGGGCGCAGGUGCUGGUGGUGGCGGAGGAGCCGGUGGCGGCGGCGGCGGCUGGUGCUGGUAGUGGUGGAGCGGCUGGCGGCGGUGCAGCGGAGGAAGCGGUAAAAGGCGCUGAAGAGGAAGCAGCCCCGUUGCCUAAUUUGGAUCCCACGAUUGCGGAGAUGGAGGCCUUUCGACAGCGACUGGGGAUUCGAACCUACGCGCCCCAGUACGCGGGUCGCCCAGCCACCGCCGCAAGGCCGGGUACGGCGGCGGGGAGUCGGCCGGGGACCGCUGCGGGGGGCAGGCCGGGCACCGCUGGGGGCGGGCGGCCGGGAACAGCUGGUCGUCCUGGCUCCCGUGGCCGGCCCCUCAUGACCCCCGCCAACCGGCUGGCGGGGGGUGUGAUGAUGGACCCGGAUGCAUUCGCAGCAGCGCUAGGGGAUUUCCGCGAGACCAUGGCCUCCUACUCCAGCAGUCUCAAGUCCGUGUUGACCAAGAUGAGGGCCAAUUUGAAGCUACCCGCGUACGAGGCGGCGCAGAGGCUUAAAACGGAGGGAGCGCCGCAGUCCGAGGUCCCUCCCCCGGGUCCUAUGUCCCAACGUCCAUCCACGCAACUGCCCGCCAUGCCGCUGGCGCCCGAGUACGGCGCCCGGCCACGUAAUGCCAACCUGGCGUUGCUGGGCGCGGAGGACCGCGAGGAGGUGGACAAGCGAGAGGAAGCGUUGCAAAUGUUUGAGCGGUUAUUUGGAGGGGCCAACGGCGGCGGCAGUGGCGGCGACGCUGCGGUCACUGCCGGCACUGCCGGCGGAGGCGGUAGCGUCAGUGCCGGCCCUAGUCCAAAGGCCUCAGGCCCGAAGGCGUCACCGUCGGCGGCGAUGGCCAACGGCCGUGUCGGCGGCGCGGCUGCUGCUAGCCGGGGUCGUGGCAGCGAUGACGACGACGAGUACGACGAGUACGACGUUGAAGUGCGGUCGCCGUUGUACAGUGUGGGGAAAGCUCCUGCAGCCGGGGGCGGCGGCGCGGCAGUGCUAACGGCAGCGACUCCGAGCUCGCGCCCAGCGACGGGAAGCAGCGUGGCGGCGGCGGCGGCGGCGGGACGCGGGGGCGGUGCCGGCGGAGGACUGCGCGUGGCGAUGCCCGGCAGACCGCCGGCUGCUGCCCCUGGCGCCGGUACGGCAGGGGGUGGCUUUGCGACACACAAGCCGGCGCUACUCGCCAAGAAAGCAGCGGGGUCCGGAGGCGGCGGCAGCCCCGUCAGCGCGAUCAACUCCCCGUCGGCAGCAACAGCUACAGCCGCCGGCUCCCCGGCGUCGGUGAUAGCGAUAGCGGCGGCGAGUUCACCUGCCGCAUCGGGCUCGCCGCGGGUGGCUGCAUCGCCCCGCGACACCGGCUCACCGGGUGGUGGUAGCGGUGCGGCUACUGCCGCAGCAGCGGCAGAUGCCGCUGGCAGUAGCAGGCUGGCGGCCCGGCCCAUUAGCGCGGGUCGCCCCGUCUUUCUGCCCGCGUAG